CCUCCAACACCAACGAAUCCCCGUGAUGCACCGUCGCCUCUGAACAAUCCCCCAUCCUCCCCUCCAUCAUGCUCUCGGGUAUCCUCAUCUUCAACCAAAAGGGCGAAAACCUCAUCUUUCGCGCCUUCCGCAAUGACUGCCGCCCGCGCCUCGCCGACAUCUUCCGCAUCCAGGUCAUCUCCAACCCGCAGGUGCGCUCGCCCAUCUUGACCCUGGGAUCCACGACCUUUAGCCAUGUCAAACAUGAGAACAUCUACCUGGUGGCUGUGACCAAGAGCAAUGCCAAUGCGGCUCUGGUGUUUGAGUUCCUGUACCGGCUGGUGAUGCUAGGGAAGAGCUACUUUGGCAAGUUUGAUGAGGAGGCGGUGAAGAAUAAUUUUGUUUUGGUUUAUGAGUUGUUGGAUGAAAUUCUGGAUUUCGGAUACCCCCAAAACACCGAAACCGAUACCCUCAAAAUGUACAUCACGACCGAAGGUGUCAAAUCCGCCAUCGCCAAUUCCCCUACAGACUCGAGUCGUAUCACAAUGCAAGCCACGGGCGCUCUGUCGUGGCGUCGCUCCGAUGUCAAGUACCGCAAGAACGAGGCCUUUGUGGACGUGAUCGAGGACGUUAAUCUACUAAUGUCUGCGACGGGAACGGUGCUCCGCGCCGAUGUCAACGGCCAGAUUGUCAUGCGGGCAUACCUAUCCGGCACGCCGGAGUGCAAGUUUGGAUUGAACGACCGACUCCUCCUGGACGGGGACGCGGCGGGAAGUUCGACGGGGAACCGGGAAGGAACUAUGAAGGCCACGCGCGCAGCGGCAGGAUCCGUGACGCUGGAAGACUGUCAGUUUCACCAGUGUGUGAAGCUGGGCCGGUUCGAUGCGGAUCGGAUCAUCUCAUUUGUGCCGCCGGACGGCGAGUUCGAGCUCAUGCGGUACCGCGCUGUGGAGAACGUCAAUCUUCCUUUCAAGGUGCAUCCUAUUGUGCGUGAAGUUGGCACGACCAAGGUCGAGUACAGUGUGGCCAUCAAGGCCAACUACAGUAGUAAGCUGUUUGCGACCAACGUCGUUGUGCGUAUCCCCACGCCGCUCAACACGGCCAAGACUACAGAGCGGACUAGCCAGGGCCGUGCCAAGUACGAGCCCGAACAUAACAAUAUCGUCUGGAAGAUCGCCCGGUUCUCCGGUGGCAGCGAGUACGUCCUCACAGCGGAGGCGACCCUAACCAGCAUGACGCACCAAAAGGCCUGGAGCCGGCCGCCGCUGGGUCUGUCGUUCAGCCUGCUCAUGUUCACGAGUAGUGGACUGCUGGUGCGGUAUCUCAAGGUGUUUGAAAAGGGCAACUACAGCAGUGUCAAGUGGGUGCGAUAUAUGACUAGAGCGGGAAGUUAUGAAAUUCGAUUCUAGUGAAUACCCAAGUUGGAAGAAUGCACUUCAUUGAUUUCAGCUCGGCUAGGUUAGGUGUUUGGCGUCUUCGGAAUCGAUAUUUUGUUUAUGGAAAUCACGGAAAGCAUAUAAUAAACCCAGGACAAGCUAUCUUUAUUUCAUUCAUGGCAUAUGAAUAAGAUUGUUACAUGAACAAGGCAAUGCAUUGUAUAGACACAUGAAAUUGAACUACGGAAUGACCUCAGAUCCACUACAAAUAAGAAGAUAUUAAUAAAGAUGUAGAUAGAUAAAUAAAUAGAUGAU
Aspergillus wentii DTO 134E9 is the source of this 1670-nucleotide messenger RNA. Its product is annotated as AP-2 complex subunit mu. The transcript is spliced from 3 exons. Gene Ontology annotation, cellular component: AP-2 adaptor complex; cytoplasmic vesicle. Gene Ontology annotation, biological process: intracellular protein transport; clathrin-dependent endocytosis. The record is from RefSeq and is a predicted model, not a curated record. NCBI's taxonomy places the organism in Eukaryota, Fungi, Ascomycota, Eurotiomycetes, Eurotiales, Aspergillaceae. Gene Ontology annotation, molecular function: clathrin-cargo adaptor activity. The coding region runs from base 69 to 1388 and encodes 439 amino acids.